AUGCAUCACCCUACCAAACGCGAAAUUGGCCAGCACUUUGUCUUUGGCUUCCACGGCCAUCAUGUCAGCGACGACAUCCGCACCCUCAUCUGCGACUACUACUUGGGGAAUGUCAUCCUCAUGAAGCGCAAUGUCCAAAGCAUCGCCCAGGUCCAAGCACUCGUCACGGACCUGCAGCGUCUCGCCAAGGAAGCAGGCCAUGAGCGACCCCUCAUGAUUGGUAUCGAUCAGGAGAACGGCCUGGUCUCAGCCUUUAGCUCUACAGCACACGCGGAUGCUGGUACGCAAUUCCCGGGAGCAAUGGCCCUGGCUGCCACCGGUUCUGUCCAGCUGGCUGAGCAGGUGUCGGCUGCAUCUGGCGCGGAAAUGCGCUUGGCAGGCAUCAAUUGGGCCUAUAGCCCAGUCGCGGACGUCAACAAUGAUCCUCGCAAUCCUGUCAUAGGGGUGCGAUCUUUCGGCGACGAUCCACAGGACGUGUCCCGCUAUGUGCAAGCCGUCAGUCGUGGCUUGACCUCCGUGGGCAUCGCGCCCUCUGCGAAGCACUUCCCCGGACACGGUAACACCCACACUGACUCGCAUCUCAGCCUGCCCGUCAUCGAGGCCACGCGCGAGUCCCUCGACGCAACCGAGCUCCCGCCCUUCAAGGCCCUCAUCGACAGCGGCGUCGCGAGCAUCAUGACCGGGCACAUGGCGCUCCCCCUCAUCACCGGGGACGCCACGCCCGCGUCGCUCUCGCGCGCCGUCACCACGGACCUCCUGCGCGACGCGCUCGGCUUCCGCGGCGUCAUCGUGACCGACUGCCUCGAGAUGGACGCCGUCGCGGCGACCGCGGGCGUCGCGCCCGGCGCGGUGAGCGCGCUGCAGGCCGGCGCGGACGUCGUGAUGAUCUGCCACCGCUUCGACCGGCACCUCGCCGCCCUGAACGCGACGUACGACGCCGUGCGCGCCGGCGUGCUGCCCGCCGCCGCGCUCGCGGAGAGCGGGCGGCGCAUCGCGGCGAUGAAGGACGCGUUCACGGGCGGGUGGGACGCGGUGCUCGGCGCGAAGCUGGACGCGGGCCAGGUGCGGCGUCUCAAGGCGGACAACGCGCUGCUGAGCACGCAGGCGUACGCGCGGACGGUUGCUCCGCUGCGGUCGCUGCGGCCUGGUGCGCUCCCGCUGGCGAAGGCGGGGUAUGCCGUCCUGUUCACGCCGCGCGUGCAGAGCAUUAACCCCGCGGUGGACGACAACGAGGGUGCGCUGCGGGAUGCCGCGGGCCGGCUGCGCAACACCGCGGGGCCGUCGUAUGAGGCGCUGUCCAAGAGUCUCGCGGCGCAUGUGCCGGUGCACCACAUUGUGUACGCGCAGGGGGACACCGUCGUGCCGGGCGACCAGGAGAAGAUCCGCGGAGCAAGCUCGCUGGUGUUCGCGGUGCGGAAUGCGUUCGAGGCAGGCGCGUGGCAGAUAGACUACCUCCGGGCGGUCGUACAGGACGGGGUCGUAGCGCCGGAGAAGCUGGUGCUGGUGACCACCUGCGCGCCGUAUGACCUGAUGAACCUGGACAUGAGUGAGGUGAAGGAUGUGCCGUGUCUCGCCACGUUCGAGUUCACCGUGCCCGCCAUGGCAGCUCUUGCGGAUGUCUUGUUCGGAGUGUCGGAGGUGAAGGGGACUCUUCCUGUCGGAAAGGCAUGA
Messenger RNA from Postia placenta MAD-698-R-SB12, 1671 nucleotides. Its product is annotated as glycoside hydrolase family 3 protein. The transcript is spliced from 9 exons. Lineage: Eukaryota; Fungi; Basidiomycota; Agaricomycetes; Polyporales; Adustoporiaceae. The record is from RefSeq and is a predicted model, not a curated record. Gene Ontology annotation, molecular function: hydrolase activity, hydrolyzing O-glycosyl compounds. Bases 1 to 1671 code for a protein of 556 amino acids. Gene Ontology annotation, biological process: carbohydrate metabolic process; peptidoglycan turnover.